AUGGAAUCAAAAUCCUUGCAAGCAGAUCGACCUCAUUGUCCCAGGAAUACCUACCUAGGUAGGCGAUUGGCACGUAGAUUUUACAUCACACAUCAAAUGUUAUCUCCGGCAUUGCCAACUCAAGAUGCCCUUCCCCAUUUCCCACAAUUUGUCAUGACAAGCACUGCCAUAAAUCUGCAAAUACGACAGAAUGACAGCCUCUGUUGUCAAAUAUGCCCCUCUGGCUCACCCACAGCAUCCUGCAGCCAGUUUAGCCAUGUCGUUUCAGUGACGAUAGGUGAGGCUUCAGGUCAGAAGCAAGGCCAAAGUUAA
Pochonia chlamydosporia 170 is the source of this 312-nucleotide messenger RNA. RefSeq lists its product as hypothetical. Bases 1 to 312 code for a protein of 103 amino acids. Lineage: Eukaryota; Fungi; Ascomycota; Sordariomycetes; Hypocreales; Clavicipitaceae. The record is from RefSeq and is a predicted model, not a curated record. The transcript has a single exon.